Molecule: messenger RNA, 1719 nt
Organism: Penicillium lagena
Lineage: Eukaryota; Fungi; Ascomycota; Eurotiomycetes; Eurotiales; Aspergillaceae
Exons: 3
Coding region: 1-1719 (572 amino acids)
Source: RefSeq, a predicted model, not a curated record
AUGCCGAGCGGGCGAAUCAAGAAGCAGCAUACAAAAAGUGCCCCACAAUGGCGAGAAGCUAGUCCUGACAUCCUCAUCGAUCGUUAUGUCUUCGGCGCAACAUCAGUAUUCAGACUCAACGAAAAUGUACUCCAAGGCUGGCUGUCGAACUUGCAAAAAAUUGAUGCAGCAAUAGGAUCCGAAAAGUCAAGUGUGAUGAAACCCAUCCUGCCUGUCGCCGGUGUCUUUCGACUGGCCGUUCUUGCGAUGGUUAUGGUAUUUGGGGAGAACGGCGGAGCUGUUCUCCCACGAUCAAUUGGCGCUCCCGUUCUUGCUACAAGUGCGCUAGAAAAAGAAUACUUUGAUUGGUUCAGAAACCGCACGGUUCCCAAGCUUCCAGGCUCAUUCAUCUCGGAGUUUUGGUCCAGACUUCUUUUGCAAUCCAGCCUGACAGAGCCAGCGAUAUUACAUGCUAGCCUCGCGUUGAGCGCUGUUCACAAGGCAGGCGCAACCGACAGCAACCGUUAUAUUAAGGAACAGAUGAAGCAAUUUGCUUUGCAUAAUUACGUCAAGGCAAUUGAUCACCUACACCCCCACUUUGCGGCAAAAAAUAGGGUAUCCUUCCAAACUAUCCUCAUUGCAUGUGUCAUCUUCGUGUCCCUUGAAUUUCUUCGUGGCCACUUUGGGACCGCCCAAUCACAUCUUCAAAAUGGGUUCAAAAUCAUAAAGGAAACCAAUUUAUUCCCCGUAGAGCAUGGCUCGAUACCGGUUUCACUUCCUCAGCGCAGCGUGGCAGAGGACUGGAUAAUGGAAGCGUUCUUCAGGUUACAUGUCCAGGUUGGGCUAUUUAAAGAGCCGGAUCACGGUUCGGAUGUGGCAUUUCAGAAGAACGAACGAGUCUCUCUCCCUCGCAAAUUUCUUUCUCUCAAAGAAGCGUGGCAAUUAUUGGACAGUCAAAUGCAUGAAACUCUGCGUUUGGCCCAUCUUAAUCGACAACAUAACGCAAGGGACGCAUAUUCACCCUGCUAUCCUCCGUCAACGAAACAACAAAAAGAAACAUUGAAGAGACUCGAGCAGUGGCACACGGCAUAUAAGUCCUCGAGUCAGGCCAUAAAAGGGCAGGGGUCACUUGAUGAACAGAAGGCAUACCUUAUUUUGGGCAUAUAUCAUACAAUGACAACGAUAAUGGCCGAGCUGUGCUCAUAUCCCGAUAAUGAAAUGGCCUCCGACACCCAAAUCCACCAAUUUGCUCACUUGAUGAAGCAAAUGGAGAACCUCCACGACGUCAGCCGGGCUGAGUGGGAUGCAAUCUCGGUGGAUGAUCGCGUUAACAUUUCCAGGUCCAUUGUGGAUAUGGGCUGCAUUGCGCCUCUCUAUUAUGUGGCCGUGAAAUGCCGAGUCCAUCGCCUCAGAAUACAGGCAGUCCAAUUACUGGAAUCGGUCUUCCACCGAGAAGGGAUUUGGGAUGCGAGAGCCACUGCCUCUGUGGCGCGCAAGGUCGUGGAACUCGAGGAAGGCGAUUAUUUUAUUUCUGGCGGGCUAUCUGAUGACCUUUCUAUCUUUGACUGUCAAGGACAACCGACACUACCUGAACACUACAGAAUACAUAACGUUGGAUUUGUGUUAUCUGGAAACCCCGCGGAAACGAUCUUCCUGCUUGGUAGAAGGCACGAAGGCAAGAGCGUCCGAAGCUGCAUAGCGGAAUAUCGCAUGGGCUCGCAGAGCUGGAUUGAUAUGUGA